This is a messenger RNA of Myxocyprinus asiaticus (Chinese sucker), 6136 nucleotides long. RefSeq names its product serine/threonine-protein kinase SBK1-like. The record is from RefSeq and is a predicted model, not a curated record. The transcript has 4 exons. Lineage: Eukaryota; Metazoa; Chordata; Actinopteri; Cypriniformes; Catostomidae. Gene Ontology annotation, biological process: peptidyl-serine phosphorylation; peptidyl-threonine phosphorylation. Gene Ontology annotation, molecular function: ATP binding; protein serine/threonine kinase activity. Bases 246 to 1475 code for a protein of 409 amino acids.
CGCUCUGACAGACAAAUCAGUGCUAUGUGAUGGUGCGCGACCGAGAAACAAUCACAAAUAUUAUAUAAAACCUUUAAGAAAAUAACAGGAAAGGCAGCUGAAAUAUACAUAUACUACACCAGAUGUCAAGUAAUUACCAUUGCGCGCUUAACGGAAUGACAGCGGCAGUUUGCGCAUCCUUUUGUGUCUUGAAAGAUUUCUAAAUCAUUACUUCGUCGUGGUAACUGCCCAUUCCCUCUGGAAAAAUGAGCUCCUCCCCUCACACAUCCCAUUCCUCCAUUGACAUCCUGGAUGAGCUGCAGCUCAUCACUGCACAUAAUUUGGAGAAGGUGGACAUCAAUAAAUAUUAUGAGGUGAUCAGGGAGCUUGGCAAGGGCACCUAUGGCAAAGUGGACCUGGUCAUCCACAAGAUCAGAGGCACGAAAAUGGCCCUGAAAUUCUUGCGGAAGAAAACCACCAAACCGAAGAGUUUCCUGCGAGAGUACAGCAUCUCACUCUACCUGUCACCCUGUCCUUUCAUCAUCAGCAUGUUUGGUAUCGCCUUUGAAACUGAUGAAUACUACAUCUUCGCUCAAGAAUACGCGCUGGCAGGCGAUCUCUUUGACAUUAUUCCUCCCCAGGUAGGAUUGCCUGAGAGUGUGGCCAAGCGUUGCGUGCACCAGGUGGCGAUUGCACUGGAUUACCUGCACUGCAAGAAGCUGGUACACCGUGAUAUAAAGCCAGAGAACGUCCUCAUCUUUGACAAGGAGUGCCGGAAGGUGAAACUGUCAGACUUUGGCAUGACACGCCGUGCCGGCUCUCCAAUGAAGCGGGUGAGCGGAACCAUUCCGUAUACAGCGCCAGAACUGUGCGACCCCGGGCGGCAAGAGGGCCUGUAUGUAGACUACAGCACAGAUGUCUGGGCUUUUGGUGUGCUUCUUUUCUGCAUGCUCACCGGAAACUUUCCCUGGGAAAAGGCGCUGCCAUCUGACACCUUCUACGAAGAGUUUGUGCACUGGCAGCAGCGACGGAGGCGGACAAGAUCUGUCCCGUCACAGUGGCGCCGUUUCACAGAUGAGGCACUCAGCAUGUUCCGCUGCCUGCUAUCUAUCGAACAGGACCACCGAUGCUCUGUCAAGGAGGUCUUUAGCUACUUCAAUCACUGCUGGAUGCUCGACACAAAGAACGGCAAUACAACCCACCCUUGCUCCAGUAAAGGCAACAGUGGCACUGUCAUAAAUGGACAUCAGGCUGAGCUUAGCUCCACUUCUUCUUCAGAAGAUGAGUUGGUGGACCGCUUGAAGCAGCAGAACUUGUCGCCAGGGUGUGGGGUAGCUAAAGAGUGCAUCGUCAUGGAGCCGGUGACAGCACACUACUCCUCAACGUCUACAAACAGCCCUCCUUCUUCCACUGGAGGCUAUGAGCGCAUCACCCGGGACAACAACGGCAACAGCGGUCGCAUCCUAGGGACGACGCCAAUUGAAAUAUGCGUGUAGAGAAGUCACUGGCACUAACCUACCUUGCACAUACACUUCAGAUGACUAGAUAACAGGAAGAACUCAGGUCCUUGAGAAGAAAAAGCUUGAGAAGGAAAGUCUGUAGCUGAUGCUCGUCGCAAGUGCUCCUAGAGCAUCCCAAGAAGAUUUGAAAGCAUAAAACUGUUCCUUAUGACGAGUGUUUCCGAGGGAAUGUGAAAGACAAUCUGACGAUUGUGUCUCAACCAUGUUUUCUACAUAUAAUCAGUCCAAAAAGAAGGAAAUACAUAUUGAAUCUUCAGAAGAAUAGAAGAACCUCUUCUGUGAAAAUACCAAGCAAUAUGUUGAACGUUUGGCAAAAAAAUGAUUGAAUUUAGGAGAUUUUAAAAACAAUCCAAUUUUUUAAAUAUGGAACAUGGCAAAAACUUUUAAUAGUGGAGACUUAUGUGGUUUUGGAAGCACAGUGUGAACUGUGUUGGUAUUGUUUCAUGCUUGUGUAUCCCUGUGGUCAGUGGAUAUGACUUUGGAAGCUUUUGCUACUUUAUAUGUGUUGUAUUAUUUAUUUUGGUCCUUCAUCCCCUAACCUUUGCAUUAUGUAAUAUUGUAGCAUUACAGAGUUAAAAUGAAUAAUUUGCAGAGAAACUGCAUUGUAAAAACUCAUUGUUAAACCAAAACUGACAAGUACAAGCUUGAAAAUACAGGAUAAUAGGAGUCCCAUAUGGGACAUGUUUAUUUUAAAGUAAAAAGAACUGUAAGACACCUCAUUGUAUAUUUCUUUUUCAUUCUUUUUUUUGUUUGUUUUUUUUUGCUGGGCAUUCUUUUUGAGCACCAUAGAUCAAUUCCUGAUAGCAUGUGCGUGAGCAAGAUUUUUAUUCAGUGUGUUUGUUUUCAUCUAGAAGAAAGUCUAGACAUGUCACGAGAUGCUGAAAUGUUACAAUAUUCAGCAGAUAUUUCAGAACAGGUCCUUACAUGUGUUCUGAGUAUAUGAAUAAGAUGUUUACUGGAAGUUUGUACACAAAUAUGAUGCUUCAAAUAGAACGCAGUGCUUUCCAGAUGAUACGCUCUUUCACAGAUGUUUGGGUGAUGUAUGUUUGGUUAAGUAGUGUUUAAGGAUUCCUCAGGUAUACCAUUCACUGUGUAAUGUUUAACACUCACUUUAUUACUCCACCGUGAUCUUAUUAUUAUUUGCUGGUAUUUGUACGCAAAGUGGGGUUCUAGCACAAGUACAUUUUCGGACAUUUGGAUUGACACUAAAAUGUACAAUAGCAAUUUACUGACAGCAUCUAAAAUGUAAACCUUUUUACGUACUGUUUGUACAACUUAAAGGCCUUUGCACACUAGAAGAUGAAUGAAAGAAUGAUUAGACGAUUAGAAAGAAUCGAAUGUAAAAAAUAAUAAUAUUAACGGUUAAAACAUGCUAUCAAUUUGAACAAUAGUGAUUGUAUCUUAUUGCCAUGUACACUCACUUAGCACUUUAUAAGGAACACCUGUACACCUAUUAUUCAUGCGAUUAUCCAAUCAGCCAAUCAUGUGGCAGCAGAGCAAUGCAUAAAAUCAUUCAGAUACAGGUCAGGAGCUUCAGUUAAUGUUCACAUCAACCAUCAGAAUGGGGAAAAAAUGUGAUCUCAGUGAUUUAGACCAUGGCAUGAUAGUUGGUGCCAGACGGGCUGGUUUGAGUAUUUCUGUAACUGCUGAUCUCUUGGGAUAUUCAUGAACUCUUUACUCAGAAUGGUGCCAAAAACAAAAAGCAUCCAGUGAGCCAGAGGUGUACUCAAGACCAGACCCUUCAAGACCCAGACCAAGACUAGACCCCUUGAGACCCAGACCAAGACUAGACCCUUCAAGACACAGAUCCAGACCAAGACCUAUCCCCAAGACCCAGACCAAGACCUGUCAGUCUAGAAGCCAGGUAGUACAUUUUAAUGAAUCAAGAUGCUGAAUUUAUAUUUGAAGAAUCUUCUCAAAGUUUUUAAAUGCAAAUCUUACCACUGCAGGAUCUGGCAUUUUCCAGACAGCUAUAUAGAGUAAAAAGACCAGUUUUACAAGAUGUCUUCGUAACCCAAAUGCCUAGCUAUAUAAAUAAUACAUCUAAAGUAUGCAUUAUUAAUAUAAAAAAAUAAUAAUGUUUAUUUUACAAAAAUCACAGACAUGUCUGUUGAGCACUUGAGUGCAACGGCAAAUCAGAGGCAUUUAAGUCACAGGCACAGAAGAAAUCCGCUCAGCGCGUGCUGCUGUACUCUCGCGAAUGAUCUCAUUAUAAACAACAGAAACCAUUUAAAUAAGAAAUGUAUUGUUCAGUGUAGACAGCUUCAUUGAUUAUACCGGGAGUUUUGGCGAGAGUGCAGAACACAGACGGUGAGUUCACGCUGAACUGAAAUGAUUGACAGCUUAAGUGAUUUUAAAGGGAAUGUUCUUUGCUCGCUUUCUGUAUAUAAUUUAAUCACAAUUUGAAUAACAGUUGUUUUUCAUGCUGCUAAGAGGAGCUAUUUGAAAUUGACCGUUUAGCAACCAGGUUGCCUUUGUGAGUAUACUUUUCUGACCGCGAGCAAACACGAAAACGUUCAACGCAUGCGAACUACAGCUGCUUUGUGAUACUAUUUUAGUACAGUUAAUGGCUGGCACAUGCGCCAUCGAUGCACACAGACAAGGUCCGUGCUCACGUGUCAAGAAAAUCUGAGCGGCUGUAUUGAAAACGAAAUUUGCGUCACGCAUACUGUUCACGGAGCGAUCAGCAACACAGACAUGCAAAUUAUACUUUGGCCUUAAUGAUUAUUUUGUGUUGUUAGACCAUAGUUCUUGCACCUACAUUCAUGUGAUGAGCGAGACAGUGCUUGUUGAAGCAUGCAUGAUGACACAGAGGCAGAAGUACUUACAAAUUCUCAGUAAUGGUGAAGAUGCAACGCCAACUAGUGGUUGAAAUAAUUAUCACAUUUAGUGCACUGGUAAAAUACACUGUGGUCUUUACUAAGACCAUAAGCCGAGACCCAGACCCAGACCAAGACACUGAGUAACGAGACCCAGAUCCAGACCUGCAGUGAGUGGCAGUUCUGCGGCAAAAAUGCCUUGUUGAUGAGAGAAGUCAACGGAGAAUGGCCAGACAGGUUCGAGCUACCAGAAAGGCUUCGGUAACUCAGAUAACCCCUCUGUACAAUUGUAGUGAACAGCAUAGCAUCUCACAAUGCACAACACUUCGAACAUUGAGGUGCAUGGGCUACAACAGCAGAAGACCACGUCGGACACUUUAUUAGGACCAUAGUGUUCCUAAUAAAGUGCUCAGUGAGUGUAUAUCUACUUAAAUGCUACGGCUCCUGACACGUUAUAUUUUAUUGAUCAGGGCAUUUCAUCGCCGGGCGAAGAAAAAAAUCAGCACAGUAAACAAAAAAAACGUGCUUUGUCAGCGUGCAAAUGUUAGCUCCAGGUGUGAACAGAUUCAUAGGAAUCCAUUGUUUCUAUUCAAAAUGUUACUCGCUACAAAAACUGGUGUAUGCAGGACUGUAUUAACGCGAGGGCUUACCACAUUCAGCGGGAGACGCUGAUGUAAACACAUAGACGAUGCACAGUGGCGAAACCUGUCCAUGUAGUGCAUGGUCAUAGAGUAAUAACAUUGCCCCUCCUCCACUCGAAAAUGUUCUGGCAAUUUCAGUUCAGACCAGUCUUUAGAGGAUUAGUAAUUAAGAUUUAUACUUCUUUAAAGUUGUACAUAUUAAAAGGAGUUUACAUUUUAGAUGGUGUCAAUACAUUGAUAUUUUAUAUUUCAGAGUAGAUCCAAAUGUAUACCAAAAUGUACACAUACACUUCAUGUAAUAAUAUGAACAAGAUCACCUUGAUUACUUAGUUGAGGUGUAAAAAUCAAGUGUAGUCGGGUUUGCUGUUAAAUUAUGUCAUAUUUAUAUGUUCUUUGACAAAUGGAAGGGGCACUGAUGUCUAAAGGAAAUGCUGCUUUGCGCCAGAGAAUUAACUUCCUCCAGUAUAUCCGCACAGUAUCCUUUUUAUUAGGGCCCUUAAUUCAUACUGAAUAAAUUUUUUUUUUAUCUGCUGCUGAACCUUGAAUACUUUACAUUUAGCUCAUAUAUGCCCAUAAAGUCAAAUGUACCACCUGGUCCAGAACAAGUCUUGCACAAUUUUACAGGUUUUCGUUGUUAAAAUAUUUAUCUAAUGUUUUAUGACAUUUGUUUAAUUUCUUACUCUUGUUUGAAGACAGAUAGCAAAGGAAUUUAUUUGAAUCUUGAAUCAUUUUGACCUUGUGUUGUUAAAAAGCAAAAAAAUAAAAAAAUAAAAUCAAAAGGUGUGGGCAAAUGUUAGAAAGAGUACUUGACAUCUUGCAUGAAUAUAAAAAAAAUCAGAUUGUGAAAAUGAUUGUGUAGUCAUACUUUCAAGUAGCACAAGUUUACAACAUUUGAUAUAAAUUUCAAUGAAGUCCAAAAGAAAAUGUACAAAUAAAAAAAAUAAAAUGGUUGUUUUUUAAUACUUGUUGUGCUGAAUGUGCACCUCCUUGCAGGCAAACAUUGAUGUACAAGGCUGUGCAUAAUGUAUUGAUAUUUUUUUUUUUCGUUUGUUUUUGCUCUGAUAUACAAUUCAUGUAGAAGUUCAGUGCUGCACUGAGAGACAUUUUAAACUUGCAAAAAUGAUUAAAAACUUUCUUCAAGAUGACAAAAGCAAAAAUAGACAUCUUAAUGUGUUGU